Messenger RNA from Cadophora gregata, 3992 nucleotides. It is a transcript of the gene POL3, whose product is annotated as DNA-directed DNA polymerase delta. The transcript is spliced from 4 exons. The record is from RefSeq and is a predicted model, not a curated record. Lineage: Eukaryota; Fungi; Ascomycota; Leotiomycetes; Helotiales; Ploettnerulaceae. Gene Ontology annotation, cellular component: delta DNA polymerase complex. Gene Ontology annotation, biological process: nucleotide-excision repair, DNA gap filling; base-excision repair, gap-filling; DNA replication proofreading. Gene Ontology annotation, molecular function: DNA binding; DNA-directed DNA polymerase activity; nucleotide binding. The coding region runs from base 97 to 3417 and encodes 1106 amino acids.
CGACAGGGAACACCAAGAUUUCCUCCUGCGACUAUUCGACCUCCUCUUUUCUUGUUUACUUUCCCUCUUCUCUGCAACACCCAGCCAUUAUCCAUCAUGGCUCCCUCAAGACUGCCCCAGAAAAGGAUUCUCGGUGAUACCACCAAUACUCGAAGAAAUAUUCCCUCGUCUCCUUCAUCAGCCAAAAAGCGCAAGCUCGAACCAGUCGAACCCGCCUCAUCGCCCGCUGCCAGAUUCAAGAGCUCCCAGAAUGGGCCGAAAGGUAAAUUGGGCUCCAGUCAGCCCAGUCACUUCGAGUCGGAGGUGUUGGAGAAGAUGACACAGGAUAUGGCCGGGUUGAGGAAGAACAAUUCGGAGAAGGACCAGCAUUGGCCACGACCGAGCCUGAAUGAUUUCAAGGCGAGCAAAGACAACCUCAUAUUUCAGCAGAUAGAGUGCGAAGAAGGGACUUUGCACGGAGGCAAUGCAACAGUCAAGUUGUUCGGUGUUACAGAGACUGGCCACUCUGCCAUGCUUCACGUUACAGACUUCCUCCACUACCUCUAUGUUGCUGCUCCGGUAAACUUCACGCAGCGCGAGUGCGAAGGAUUCAAGACAUUUUUAGACGCGCAGCUGGCCACGCAUCAACCAGCAAUCCAUUCUGUGCAGAUUGUCCUUCGAGAGAACCUCUAUGGGUUCCAAGGAAACCAGCAGAACCCAUACAUUAAAAUUACAGUCAACGACCCCAAAUUUAUCAACAAGGUCAGAAGUGUGAUUGAGGCAGGAACGGCGAACUACAAAGGGAUGUGGAAAGGGUCUGGCGAUGGCGGAAUCUUAACAUUUGAUAGUAUUGCAUACGUUCUAAGAUUUAUGAUUGACUGCAAGAUAUCCGGCAUGUCGUGGGUCGAGGUACCGGCAGGGAAUUACACAAUGAUUCCAGAAAACGAGCGGCAUUCGAAUUGCCAAAUAGAAGCAUGGGUAUCAUUCCGCGAUCUGAUUGCACAUAAGCCAGAAGGAGAAUGGGCGAAAAUGGCACCCUUACGAAUCCUGUCCUUCGAUAUUGAGUGUGCUGGUCGUAAGGGUAUCUUCCCUGAAGCAAACCAAGAUCCAGUCAUUCAAAUCGCAAACGUCGUGACCCGGUACGGAGAGAAGAAGCCGUUCGUUCGAAAUGUAUUCUGUCUGGACAAAACUAGCUCAAUUGUUAACACACAACUUCUCGAGUUUGAUCGGGAGGAACAAAUGCUAUCGAAGUGGAGUGAUUUCCUAGAUGUGGUUGAUCCGGAUAUCAUCAUUGGUUACAAUAUCUGCAAUUUUGAUUUUCCAUAUCUUCUGGACAGGGCAAGACAUUUGAAGAUUCGAGAUUUCGAUGCAUGGACUCGUUUGAAGGGUGUCAGGUCUGUAUCCAAGGAUACGAACUUCUCCAGUAAGCAGAUGGGGAAUCGGGACACAAAGGCAACAAAUACGAAUGGUCGACUACAACUAGAUUUACUACAACUUGUUCAAAGGGAUCACCAACUUCGAAGUUACACUUUGAACUCCGUGUGUGCCCAAUUCCUGGGAGAGCAGAAGGAAGAUGUGCAUCAUACCAUGAUCACUGAGCUUUUCAACGGGACGCCAGAAUCUCGACGGCGUCUGGCUGUAUAUUGCUUGAAGGACGCAUUCCUCCCACAACGUUUGAUGGACAAGUUAUCAUGUCUCGAAAACUACACUGAGAUGGCAAGAGUCACUGGUGUUCCGUUCAACUAUCUUCUCUCGCGUGGUCAGCAAGUCAAGUUCGUAAGUCAGUUGUUCCGCAAAGCACUGGAACAGAAACUAGUCAUUCCCAACUUAAGGACCGAUGCCACUGAUGAGCAGUACGAAGGAGCAACCGUUAUCGAACCUACACGGGGAUAUUACGAUGUUCCCAUCGCCACGCUUGAUUUUGCUUCUCUGUAUCCUUCCAUCAUCCAGGCACACAACCUCUGCUACACGACACUGCUCAACAAGAAUGUCAUCGAGAAGUUGAACUUGGUCAAGGACGAAGACUAUAUUGUCACUCCCAAUGGCGACAUGUUCUGUACUCUCAAGCAGCGCAAGGGAUUGCUGGCACAAAUUCUGGAAGAAUUGCUCACUGCCAGAAAACAGGCGAAGCGAGAACUUGCAGUUGAAACAGACCCUUUCAAGAAGGCUGUACUGAAUGGUCGACAAUUGGCUUUGAAAAUUAGCGCCAACAGUGUUUACGGUCUUACAGGAGCAACAGUCGGAAAACUUCCAUGUCUUGCCAUUGCCAGUAGUACAACCAGUUACGGUCGUCAGAUGAUUGAGAAAACGAAGGAAGAAGUCGAGCAGAAGUACACCAUUGCCAAUGGCUACAGUCAUGAUGCUCAAGUCAUCUAUGGUGACACUGAUUCGGUCAUGGUCAAGUUUGGGUGCAAGGAUCUUCCAACGGCAAUGAAGUUGGGAGAAGAAGCAGCGGCUUAUGUUUCGUCCAAGUUCAUCAAGCCAAUCAAGCUUGAGUUCGAGAAGGUCUAUUUCCCAUAUCUCCUGAUCAACAAGAAACGUUAUGCUGGUUUGUACUGGACGAACCCGGACAAAUAUGAUAAGAUGGAUACCAAGGGUAUCGAGACGGUCCGAAGAGACAAUUGUCGGUUGGUUCAGAAUGUCAUCGAGACGGUUCUGAGGAUGAUCUUGAUUGAUCGAGACGUGCAAGGCGCGCAAGAUUAUGUCAAGGACACCAUCUCGGAUCUUUUGCAAAACAAAAUCGACAUGUCUAAACUCGUCAUCACCAAAGCCCUUGCAAAGGCUGACUACACAGCUAAACAAGCUCACGUCGAACUCGCAGAGCGAAUGAAGAAGCGUGAUGCUGGAUCAGCACCAACCCUCGGUGACCGAGUCGCGUACGUGAUCAUCAAAGGCUCAGCUGGAGCCAAAAAUUUCGAGCGUUCAGAAGAUCCCAUCUUCGUUUUGGAGAACAACAUUCCUAUCGACACCAAGUACUACCUUGACAACCAGCUCGCCAAACCACUGGGCCGUAUCUUCGAGCCUAUCCUUGGCGAGACGAAAGCCAACAGUUUGCUAGCAGGAGACCACACGCGUUCCAUCUCUGUCGCUGCGCCGUCCAUCGGUGGACUCAUGAAAUUUGCCAAGAAGACAUUCACAUGUAUGGGAUGCAAGAAGCCACUUGUAGGAAAGGAGGAGUCAGGCGGAGCGGUAUGCUCGAAUUGCGCACCCCGUGUUGGUGAGCUGUAUCAAAAGACACUCAACAAAGUCAGUGACCUGGAAGUUAGAUUCGGGAGACUAUGGACACAAUGUCAGCGCUGUCAGGGCAGUAUGCACUGUGAGGUCAUUUGUUCGAGUAAGGAUUGUCCCAUCUUUUAUAUGCGGAUGAAGGCGAAAAAGGACGUGGAGGAUGCAGGAAAGGAGCUGGUUCGGUUCGAUAGAGAUGCUGCUGCUUGGUAGAGAGCUUCUACGGUGAAUGCUGUGCCAUCAUGAGUUCGAAUGGAUUAGGGAGGAGACAUGGAGUUUUGGGACUGGUUUUGUAGGCUACGGGCAUGGCGUUAGGAACAGGUCUGGUUGAAAGUUUUACGAGGACAAGGCCAAUAAUGAGUAUAUCCUCUUACCCAAUUUCAAAUAUAACCACCAUCAAAUUGCAUCCCUCCGGCGUCUACUCAUCAUUCUCAGCGACCACCAGUCCGCCAUAAUCCCUUACCCCUCUCCCCUUCCCGCACCCUUUCAAGUGUGUCACUAGCUAUCCACCAUACCCGCCUCCACACCCAUGGAUGCCAUACACACCCCCCACAAUCCACAUAAUCACAUCAAUCAGAGACCACGUAGAGUAAAUAAACUUCGCCAAAUAAAUUAAGGGACUUUCUGGCUCGUCCCCAGCUGUGUAAGAAAAGACUGUAACCAGGGCCGAUAAGAGCAGAAUCAGGAUCUUGAAUGAGGCGAGAAUCCAGUGGUGUGCAAGCCAUUGGUCGGCGGCGGUGAAGCUGAAGAACAUGGCGAGGAGAGUGGCGAGCCGGAAUUUGUCGGCG